Molecule: messenger RNA, 2078 nt
Organism: Oryza sativa Japonica Group (Japanese rice)
Lineage: Eukaryota; Viridiplantae; Streptophyta; Magnoliopsida; Poales; Poaceae
Product: protein SHORT INTERNODES 1-like
Biological process (GO): positive regulation of DNA-templated transcription
Cellular component (GO): nucleus
Molecular function (GO): DNA binding; DNA-binding transcription factor activity
Source: RefSeq, a predicted model, not a curated record
CCAUUGCAAAAUCUCUCCACCAUUUUCUUCUUCCCUUUUUUACUUUCUCUCUCUUGCAUCUUUGUUCUUUCAUCCGGUUGGUUAGACAGAGAAGGAAGCAAGGAAACAAGCAGCACAGAGAUAAGGUCAGAUAGAGAGAGAGAGAGAGAAGAAGCAGAAGCAGCAGCAGCAACUGCGAGGAGGAGGAAGAGGAAGAAGAGAGAGAAGAUGAGCAAUAAAUAGAAAAUUAAAGGUCGGAGCUAGCCGCUCUCAUGGCGGCGUUUGCAGGCGGCGCCCUAGAAUUCCUCCCCUCCUGCCGCUGCAGCUACACCCACUACUCCUCAUCUCUCCUCUUCUUUAUAUAGCCCAUCCACCUCUCCUUCUCACCACCUCAAAAAGCUACCUAAGCUAAUCACCCCCAUCAUCUUCUUCCUCCUAACCCUUGUUGCUUAGACCCCAACUAGUAGCAAGAAGCUCUCAAGAUAGGAAGAAGAAGAGGAGGAAAUCUUUGUAGAGAGAAGUGGAGAAUUCUAGCUAGAGGGGAUAAUAAUUAAAGGGGAGAUUUUAUCGGAGAAGAAGAGGAGAAGGUGGUGUUGCACUCGAGGUUUCUUGAUGGGCGGCGCAUGGCGGGAUUCUCUCUGAGGGGAGGAGGAGGAGGAGGCGGCGGAGGAGGAGGAGUCGGCGGCGGCGGAGGCGGGGGGAGGGGAGGCGAACGCGGCGGCGGCGGCGAUCACGCCAUAGGGGCCGACAGUCUGUUCCUGUACGCGCGCGGCGCGGCCGCCGCGGCCGCCGACACGGCGGGCAGCGGCGGCGGGGGUGGGGGGAUAGGGUUCCAGCUAUGGCACCCGCAGCAGCAGGCGGCGGCCGCGGCCGCCGCCGUGCCGCACACGUCGCAGUUCUUCUCCUCGGGCGUGGCCACCGGCGUCGUGCUGGGGUUCUCGUCGCAUGACGGCGGCGGCGGCGGCGGGCAUAUGGGCGGCCCCGGCGGCGGCGCCGGCGGCGGCAGGGCGGGCACCAGCUGCCAGGACUGCGGCAACAACGCCAAGAAGGAUUGCUCCCACCUCCGGUGCCGCACCUGCUGCCGGAGCCGCGGCUUCAGCUGCGCCACCCACGUCAAGAGCACCUGGGUCCCCGCCGCCAAGCGCCGCGAGCGCCAGCAGCAGCUCGCCGCGCUCUUCCGCGGCGCCGCCGCCAACAACAGCGCCGCCGCUGCCGCCGCCGCCGCCGCCAGCAAACGCCCCCGCGAGCUCGUCCGCACCCUCGGCCGCUUGCCCUCCGCCAACACCGCCAUGGUCGCCACCACCACAUCCUCAGGCGAGGGAGACGGGAGGUUCCCGCCGGAGCUGAGCGUGGAGGCGGUGUUCCGGUGCGUGCGGAUCGGGGCGGUGGACGAGGCGGACGCGGAGCUGGCGUACCAGACGGCGGUGAGCAUCGGCGGGCACACGUUCAAGGGGAUCCUCCGGGACCACGGGCCGGCGGACGAGGCGGCGGGGCAGCUGCCGCCGUCGUCGGCGGAGUACCACCAGCUGACGGGUCAGGGGAGGGAGGAAUCGUCGCCGGCGGGGAGCAGCGAGGGCGUCGGCGGCGGCCACGGGGCGGCGACUGCGGCGACGUCCGCGGCGGUGCUCAUGGACCCCUACCCGACGCCCAUCGGCGCCUUCGCUGCAGGCACCCAGUUCUUCCCUCAUAACCCUAGAACCUAGCAACCUAGCUACCUAUCAUCAUCUACUUCCUUCCAUGAUCAAAUCAUCAUCAAUUUGCUAGUUUCAUUUGCAUCAUCGUCUCAACAAAACAAGAUCAAUCGAACAACAAGAAGAACAAGAAGAAGAAGAUGAUGAUGAUGAGAUUAAGAGAUUAUUUGUUAUUUCAGCCGAUGAACACUAAUGCACGGUCGAUCGAGAGCAUGUCAUUAGCUAGAGCUUAGCUAGUACUACUGCUUGUCGUCGAUGAGCUUAUUAAUUUCGAGUUUAUUAAUUAAUGACUUAAUUUAAUGCAAUGCAAAGAGAGAGAGAGAGGAAAAAAAAAGAACCAAGUGUAGCUUCAAUGAUGAUAUCGAACUUGUUCUAAUUAAUUAAUUUGCUUUUCCCCCUUGAUUAAAA